CCGAUCGUGCCGGAACAUCGAAUGAAUAAAAAGUGCUUUCGGGUUCUCAUCGUGUCGGUUUUUUAUUGACUUUGAGAAAAAAAAAUCCUGCGUUGUAAUUUUUAUUCAAGUUCAAGAUCGGCAGCAUGACAAGAAUUUUUACAUUGAAGGCAACCGCCUGGAGCGCUUGCAGAUCUUUUCACUCGUCCAAAGUUCUUACCGCGACGCCAACGGUCUCGGAUGGCCAACAUCACGAACAAAGGCAGAGCUACAUUCACCACAUCGGCAAGCAACCACUGGUCUAUCGAAACGUCGGUCAACAUUUACGACUAGCGGCUGAAAAGUUUCCCAACAACGAAGCCAUCGUAUCAUGCCACGAACAAAAAAGGUUAACUUAUUCCGAAGUCCUCGAAAAGGUAGAUCGAUUAGCGGCCUCAUUCUACCAACUGGGACUGCAGAAGGGCGAUCGUGUCGGUAUUUGGGCACCCAACGGAACCCAGUUCUAUCUGUCCACUCUGGCCGCCGCACGCGCAGGGAUGAUUUCGGUCGGUAUCAAUCCUGCCUUCCAGAUUCCAGAGCUUGAGUACUCACUGAACAAAGUGGGAGUUAAGGCGAUAAUCUCAGCCGAACGCUAUCGUUCCCAAAACUAUUACGAAAUGCUAUCUAACCUUGCUCCGGAACUGAAAAGCAGUCCUGUGGGUCAACUGAAAAGUUCAAAACUGCCUUUUUUAGAAACCAUAAUCGCUGCUAGUGACAGCGGUAAACCUCUGCCUGGUACAAUAUCCUUUGAAGACCUGUUCAGUCUGGGUACUGAUGAAAGCACCUCCCAAGUAGAGACUCUACAAGAGAAAAUUUCACCGGAUAGCGGAGUUAACCUACAGUUCACUUCCGGAACUACUGGUCAGCCGAAGGCAGCACUGAUGUCGCACUACGGGUUCGUGAACAACGGAAUCCACAUCGCUCAGCGCAAUGAGUUUGAUCGGAAACAGCAUCGAAUCUGUCUGCAGGUUCCGCUGUUUCAUGCCUACGCUAUGGUGAUUGGUGUGGUAACGGCUAUGACCUUCGGGACGACAAUCGUUGUAUCAGGAGCUGGUUAUAACCCGCAGGAAUCUCUUGAAGCCAUCAAGAAAGAGAAAUGUACAGCAAUCUACGGCACACCGACAAUGUACGUGGAUCUGAUUAACAAGGUACGGGAGACUGGUUUCAAAUUGCCAUCCGUAGAUUUAGCCGUCACCGGAGGAGCCACAUGCUCGCCCAAACUUUUCAAGGACAUCCUGAACGUUUUGGGAGUUCAAAAGGUGAAAACAGUUUUCGGAAUGACGGAAGCUUCGGCGGUCCUGUUUCAGUCACUGUACGAAGAUAGCACAGAGGAUAUACUGGAAACCGUUGGUCACCUAACAGAUCACUACGAGGCGAAAGUUGUAGAUCUGGAAGGAAACACCGUUCCAAUGGGAGCAUCUGGUGAGCUUUGGGUCCGUGGCUACGGGACGAUGCUGUGCUAUUGGAAUGACGUACAGCGUACGAAGGAAACUCUCGAUGUGGACAAGUGGCUACGGACAGGGGAUCAAUUUAUCCUGCGUGACGAUGGCUACGGAAAGAUUGUAGGUCGAAUCAAGGAGGUAAUCAUCCGAGGAGGAGAAAAUAUUUUCCCUAGAGAGAUUGAGGAUUUCUUGAACACUCACUCGAAGAUACUGGAAACACACUGCGUAGGUGUUCCGGAUGAUCGACUGGGGGAGGAGGUUUGUGCCUUUGUCAGGCUAAAAGAUUCCUCUCAAUCGCUGGACCUAAGCGAACUGAAGGAGUAUUGUAAGGGUAAAAUUGCACACUUCAAAGUGCCAAAAUAUUUGAGACUUGUGGAGCAAUAUCCCAAAACAACUUCGGGAAAGAUUCAGAAGUUUAAGCUUGUUGAACUGUUUGAAAACAGUAGAAAAUCUGAUAUGAUAUGAGACGCUUUGAUUUUGUUAACUAGAGUUUCUGUUGAUAAAUGUUUUUAAUAAAUUAUUGUAUAAAUGUAGGGCUAGGCUUAAAUGAUAAGAAUGUGAUAGGAAGGCUGUGGGUUAACGUAACAGUAGCAGCUGUACAGAAAGGGUAUUACACAUGAUUGUUACUCUUAUAGCUUAA
Malaya genurostris is the source of this 2100-nucleotide messenger RNA. It is a transcript of the gene Acsf2, whose product is annotated as medium-chain acyl-CoA ligase ACSF2, mitochondrial. Gene Ontology annotation, biological process: fatty acid metabolic process. The coding region runs from base 126 to 1925 and encodes 599 amino acids. Gene Ontology annotation, molecular function: medium-chain fatty acid-CoA ligase activity. The transcript is spliced from 6 exons. Lineage: Eukaryota; Metazoa; Arthropoda; Insecta; Diptera; Culicidae. The record is from RefSeq and is a predicted model, not a curated record.